AUGACUUCAGGUGCUCUCUCCGGUUAUUCCAUCUAUCAAUUGCAGCUUUUCCUGAUUGUGAUUGUUCAGUUCGUUUACAGUGAAUUAAAUCGCCAAAUCUGUCAAGAACGUGGAUUUAACAGCGAAUCAUUACAAUGUUCAAGUUGUGCAGAUUUACCACAAUUUCAUCUAGAUGAACUUGUUGCUGACUGUAAUUCAUGUUGUAGGAAAGAUUACGUGGAAGCAAGACAAGAAAAAUAUCCACUGGCUCACAUCGAAAUUUGUGAAUGUAAUCUAGGAAGAUUUCCGCAAGCGGAAGCAUUUGUCAAAUCCAAUAUGGUAAAGAAGUGGGGAACUUGCGUGAAAGUUCAUCACGUUCGAGGAACAUUGCCGACAAUUAAGUUACUGGAUGCGCAAGGAGAGGUGCAAAAGAUCAUGAAUAUCGAGAAAUGGGAUACCGACACAAUUACAGAAUUUUUAAAUACAUGGCUGGAGUGCUAG
Molecule: messenger RNA, 480 nt
Organism: Acanthocheilonema viteae
Lineage: Eukaryota; Metazoa; Nematoda; Chromadorea; Rhabditida; Onchocercidae
Source: the annotation of a GenBank genome assembly